ACCCCAGUUUCCCCGCCGCACUUUCCUCCCUUACUGGUGUCAACAACGUCAAUACAACCCAGAUCGUUACAAGUAAACCGCAAUCAUGUCGCGGAGAUACGACUCCAGGACGACUAUCUUCUCCCCCGAAGGUCGCCUCUACCAGGUCGAAUAUGCUCUGGAAGCCAUCUCUCACGCUGGAACGGCGCUUGGUAUCUUAGCUCAGGAUGGCAUUGUACUUGCCGCAGAGAGAAAGGUGACCAGCAAGUUGUUGGAGCAGGAUACAUCGGCCGAGAAGCUGUACAUCUUGAACGACAACAUGAUUUGUGCCGUAGCAGGAAUGACGGCAGACGCCAACAUCCUCAUCAACUAUGCCCGCCAAGCUGCUCAGCGCUACCUCCUCACCUACAACGAAGACAUUCCUUGUGAGCAGCUCGUCCGCCGCUUAUGCGAUCUCAAGCAAGGUUACACGCAACAUGGAGGUCUCCGGCCGUUCGGUGUAUCCUUCAUCUACGCAGGAUGGGAUCCCCAGCGACAGUUCCAGCUCUACCAGAGCAACCCCAGUGGCAACUAUGGUGGCUGGAAGGCAACUAGUGUCGGCGCAAACAAUGCGUCCGCACAGAGCUUGUUGAAGCAGGAUUACAAGGAGGAAUGCGAUCUCAAGGAGGCAUGCGGACUGGCAGUCAAGGUGCUUAGCAAGACGAUGGACUCGACCAAGCUAAGCAGCGAGAAGAUUGAAUUUGCAACAGUAGGAAAGACCAAGACUGGCAAGAUUUACCACCACCUUUGGGGUGCGGAUGAGAUCGAUGCCCUGCUCAAGGAGCACGGCCUGGCCAAGGCUGAGGACACUGAAAUGUCCGAGUCAUGAGGAAUACGACCAAUGCACGAUACGAACAAGCGCAAUGAAAAGGCCUCUGCAUGAUAGAACGAGGCUUGUAGUAUAUCAUAUAAAGUGAGAGCUUUGUCGCACAUGAUAGCCAAUCUCACUUUGUCAUGACCUUUCUCGUUCCGUGUAUUGCCUCGUUCUUUC
Molecule: messenger RNA, 1009 nt
Organism: Pyrenophora tritici-repentis Pt-1C-BFP
Lineage: Eukaryota; Fungi; Ascomycota; Dothideomycetes; Pleosporales; Pleosporaceae
Product: PRE1, 20S proteasome
Biological process (GO): ubiquitin-dependent protein catabolic process; proteasomal protein catabolic process
Cellular component (GO): nucleus; cytosol; proteasome core complex
Source: RefSeq, a predicted model, not a curated record